AUGAAGUUUUUUUCAAUAUUCGCAUUAUGUGUUGUUGCUGUGUCAGCACACACAUCAAUGCUUUAUCCACUUACACGAGGUCACCCACGAAACCCUAACGCUGCUGAAAAUGAUACUGAAUGUAUUACUGCGCCAUUAAACGAAUGUAAAAACAGUACAAAAGUGAAGACUUUUCCAUGUGGUGGCUAUCCGAUAGACAGCAAGAUCACCCAAAUUUUCCAUGCUGGCGAAGUUAUUAAUGUGAGCUUCUGGAAUCCAAAUAUUCCUGAUGAUCUGCCACCAGAUCAUGAAAAAACUGAUCAAGGAAGACAUAAUGGUGGACAAUGCGAAUUCUCUUUAUCAUACGAUGGAGGUCAAACAUAUACGGUUAUUGCUACUUAUCUUAGGACUUGCCCAGAUGUCUACUUUAAUUGGACAGUAAAAAUUCCGUCUGCCGCUCCAUCAUGCAAUAAUCCUGGAAAAUGUAUUUUUUCUUGGACAUGGAUACCUAAUGACAGUAAGCGUGAAUUCUGGCAAAAUUGUGCUGAUAUUAUACUUGCCGGCACUUCAACAAAACCAUUACCAAUCAUUGACAUUACUCGAGCAAACCUACCACCAAUAUUCAAUGCUACGAUAACUCCAUUAGGUGAUCCAAAUAAUACUGGUAAUUUUAAAGGAUCAGGUCCUUCCUCUUCCGAUAUUCUCGACAAUUUGGCUCUUGAUAUUGGUGGAAUUGACCCUGCUUCACUUCCACGUGAUGGGAGCAAUGCAGCUUUGAUUGGAAAGAAAAUUUAUUUUAUCGGUGGUAAAACAACACCUCCUCAAAAAAUCAAUACGUAUCUAUUGGAUUUAACUUCAGAUUUUAUAGUAACGAAACCAAAUUUUGUUGAAGUUUUUGGAUUUGGAAAUGGAAAUAAAUCAUCACCUGUCUGGACUGCUGCUUGCGUAAAAAAAGAAGAUGAAACUAUUUAUAUAUUUGGUGGAAGUGAUGCAUCGCAAUCGACUUUACCUAAAGUAAACACAAUGUAUACAAUAAAGCUGUCCAAUGACACUUUCUUAGACUGGACAGCAUCUUCGCCAAAUCAAGGAGAAGCAUGGCCAAGUGUACGAGAUGGAAUAGUUCCAGUUAUUGAUAAUCUUUCGAGAAUUUUCAUAUGGGGUGGAUUCAAUGAAGAACAAGAUAAUAAAACAAUGUACGUAUUUGAAUCUAGCAAUUGGAAAAGCUAUAUCUUCGAUAAUGCACCGAAUCCAAGGGCAGCUUAUUCGGCUACAUUAUUAGAUGAUGGUCGAAUCAUUUAUAUUGGCGGAAUUAAUAGAAGCCCAUAUCCAGAAGUUAAUUUUUUUGAGUUAUUAAUAUUUGAUACGAUAAAACAUGAAUGGAAUAUACAAUUAUCAAAAAGUGAUAAUGAGAAGCCAAUGAAAAAUCGAGCUCAUCAUUCAGCAUUACUCCACUCUGAUUCCAUUUCUAUAAUUCUGUACGGAGGGAUUUACGAGCCUAUAGAAAGCCAAAUCCCCAAUGAUGACUCGCUGUACAUCUUGAAUACUAAAACUUGGACGUGGUCCAAGCAAUCGAUUCCUAGUCUACCUUAUAUGCAUGUGACAAGAAACCAUACGGCAGUUAUGUAUGAUGGAUAUAUGAUUAUAGCUUUAGGAGUUUAUGGGGAUGAUUUUCUUACACCUGAAGUAAAAGUUAUGGACGUGACAAAUUUAAGCUCAUUGACUUGGGUUCCUACUUACAAAGUGAGAACAUUACCAACUACUGGUUCAGCAAGCAUAACUACUGAGGACAAAAAGCAAAAUAAUAAGAUGCUUAUUAUUGGAUGUGCAUCCGGUGGUGCACUUAUUAUUAUUGCUUUUGUGUUAUUUUUUAUCAUUAUGCAUCGAAAAAAAUUUGACUCAUAUGUGAUUACUCAAAAUGGAAGGGUUUCGGAAGAUUUGGACAAAGGGGAAGAUUUAGACAAAGGACAAGAUACGGCUAAUAUUUUAAAUAUUAAUCCAAUAGGAUUUCCAAUCCAAGCUCAGGAUCAAAACCCAUUUAUUAGUCAAUAUCACUUUCCUAUGCCGCAAUUUGAUCCAUUAUAUAAAAAAUAUUCACAAUUAUAUCAAGAUAAACCGAACUUUCCAUAUCAAUAUAACCCGAUUUCAUCGGAUAACGAUGAUCAGCAAAUCUAA
Ambispora leptoticha is the source of this 2151-nucleotide messenger RNA. NCBI's taxonomy places the organism in Eukaryota, Fungi, Glomeromycota, Glomeromycetes, Archaeosporales, Ambisporaceae. The record is from the annotation of a GenBank genome assembly.